Sabethes cyaneus is the source of this 1786-nucleotide messenger RNA. It is a transcript of the gene MetRS-m, whose product is annotated as methionine--tRNA ligase, mitochondrial. Gene Ontology annotation, biological process: methionyl-tRNA aminoacylation. Gene Ontology annotation, molecular function: methionine-tRNA ligase activity; ATP binding. Bases 97 to 1767 code for a protein of 556 amino acids. NCBI's taxonomy places the organism in Eukaryota, Metazoa, Arthropoda, Insecta, Diptera, Culicidae. The transcript is spliced from 4 exons. The record is from RefSeq and is a predicted model, not a curated record.
AUGAUUCCGACUACUGCACGUCUCUCCAACAUAAUAUUUAUUACAGACGUAUGAGAUUUUCUGACCAGGUUUUGCGCGGAGCGCGUAGUGUUCGAUAUGGUGCAGAAUUUAAUCCAGUUGAGAAGAUAUUGUCUUAAAUCUAAGCCGUUUUCUUUUGUGACCACGCCAAUUUUUUACGUUAAUGCUGCUCCUCACAUCGGUCACCUAUACUCGGCAGUAAUCACAGACGCUAUCCAUCGAUUUACCAAUCUCGUAAAUGGUUCCACAAUACAACGUAAUGCUAUUUUCAGUACCGGUACCGACGAGCAUGGAACGAAGAUACAGCAAGCUGCCUUGAAGCAUUCAAUUCCGGUGAAGAGCUACUGCCAUCAGAUUUCCGACCAAUAUCGAGAAUUAUUCCGCAACUUUAACAUCGAUUAUACUCGAUUCAUUCGGACUACUGACACCGAUCAUGCGGAGGCGGUGCGUAGUUUUUGGAAUGCACUGCAAGUAAGCGGAAGCAUUUAUUCAGCACAAUACUCCGGGUGGUAUUGUGUACCGGAUGAAACAUUUCUGACGGAUAGUCAAUUGAAAGAAAACGAUCAAGGAGUAAAAGUGUCAGCUGAAUCGGGGCAUCCAGUCGAAUGGACCGAAGAAACUAAUUACAUGUUCCGACUAAACCGUUACCAGAAGGAUGUUCUGUAUUGGGUCAAAACCAUUGAAGAUCGAGUAGUACCUGUAAAGUUUAGGAAAAUAUUAUUGGAUUUUUUAGAAGAACCUCUCCCAGAUAUAUCUAUUUCUCGUCCAAAAUUACGUGUACCAUGGGGAAUUGAGGUUCCAAAUGAUCCUACUCAAUCUGUGUAUGUUUGGUUGGAUGCAUUGGUAAAUUAUUUAACCGUAGCAGGUUAUCCUGAUCAGUUUGAUCAAGCUUGGCCUCCGACGGUACAGGUGCUGGGAAAAGAUAUUCUCAAAUUCCACGGAAUUUAUUGGCCUGCAUUUUUGCUAGCUGUUGGUCUCGAACCUCCACGACAGCUGUUGGUACAUUCUCAUUGGACAGUGGACAACCAGAAAAUGUCCAAGAGUAAGUUUAACGUAAUCGAUCCUAACGAGAGGGCCAAAUUGUAUACUCACGAAGGUAUCCGGUAUUUUCUGUUAAGGGAAGGUGUGGCACACAGCGACGGAAAUUAUAGUGAUACAAAGAUCAUGCGAAUUCUGAAUGCUGAAUUGGCAGAUUCAUUCGGUAAUCUUCUGUCACGGUGCUGCGGUAAAGCUCUUAAUCCUGACGCCAUUAAUCCUGUUGUUGAUCCCAAUAUAUUGGAUGCCUUGUCCUCAACUGAGAGUACAAUGAAAAUGCUAAAUAUGUUGCACGAGUUGCCGGACAAAUGUCUGGCUCAUUAUCAACAGUACAACUUUUAUCUAGUGGUAGAUUGUGUAGUGCAGCUUCUUCAUGCGACGAAUAGCUUCUUUGAGACUAGUGCACCCUGGAAGCUGAAAGAUCGACAACAGCGACCACAGUUGCAUACCAUUUUGGGGCUAACGAUGGAGGUGUUGCGCCAGGUUGGUAUUAUCCUGCAACCGAUUGUUCCGAACUUGAGCCGGAGAGUGUUAGAUAAGCUUAAUGUAAAAAAUGAUCAAAGACUGUGGAAAGAUUUGCAUGUACAGUUUAACCGGGUCGAGCGACCGUUAGCAAUGAAGGAAGAUACAAUUCUUUUUCGUCGGAUAGUACAUCCUAAAACGGUAGUGUCUGGAGAGGAAACAAAGGCCAACAGAGCAAAAAAGAGAAAUUGAAGAAAUAAAUUUCUUUUUC